Gracilinanus agilis (Agile Gracile Mouse Opossum) is the source of this 2114-nucleotide messenger RNA. It is a transcript of the gene OGFR, whose product is annotated as opioid growth factor receptor. Gene Ontology annotation, molecular function: opioid growth factor receptor activity. Lineage: Eukaryota; Metazoa; Chordata; Mammalia; Didelphimorphia; Didelphidae. Gene Ontology annotation, cellular component: membrane. The coding region runs from base 64 to 1992 and encodes 642 amino acids. The record is from RefSeq and is a predicted model, not a curated record. The transcript has 8 exons.
AGCGUCUUCUCCCGCUCCCUGUUCCGGUUGUGACCCAGGCUUUUAACCUCUGCUGCACAGAGCAUGGACGACGAAGACUGCGAUUCGACUUGGGAAGAAGAGGAAGAGGAGCAGGAAAAGGAGAAGGAGGAGAGGAAGACCAGGGAGGAAGCGAAGCCGAGGCUGCAGCAGCGCGGGAACCAGGCUUUCCAGCCCAGAUGGGGCUCUCUUCUUUUCAGAUUCUGCCAAUAUGUGUGGCAAUUCUGCAGCUUUUGGACUUCUUGGUUCAGUUUGUCCUUGAGUUGGGGUUAUCUCAAUCAACAGUUGCAAAUGACUUUUAAUCAACUAAAGAAUCGGAUGAUAGGAUGCCGAAACUGGAGAGCAGUACAGGACAUGCAGAGAUACAGACGUCAAUACCCAGGUUUGACAGAUGAAGAGUCCAAUGAUGAAAUGUUGAAUUUGCAGUUUUAUAAAAAUGAAAUUACCUUCUCACCCAAUGGCCAUUAUAUUGAGGACAUCCUGAAGAACUGGAGAAAGGACUAUGACAGACUAGAGGACAACCACUCUUACAUACAGUGGUUGUUCCCUUUGCGGGAGAGAGGAGUGAAUUGGCACGCGAAGCCCCUGACCCUCAGAGAAAUCGAGGAAUUUAAAAAAUCUGCAGAUGUCAUGAAAAGAUUUGUUCAAGCAUAUGAACUCAUGCUAGAUUUCUAUGGAAUUGAGCUGGAGAAUCGAGAAACGGGGAAAGUAAGAAAGGCUGACAACUAUCAGGAGAGAUUUCGGAACCUUGACUUGCACAGUCACAACAACCUCCGAAUCACUCGCAUCCUGAAGUGUCUGGGCGAGAUGGGCUAUGAACAUUACCAGGUGCCCCUGGUCCAUUUCUUCCUGGAGGAGACCCUUAUUCAUCAGUACUUGCCAAGCGUCAAGCAGAGUGCCUUGGAUUACUUUAUGUUCACAGUCCGAAACAAGAAGGAGCGCAGAAAACUUGUCUAUUAUGCCUGGAAGAACUUUAGUCCCCAAUAUAAAUUUGUCUGGGGGCCACAAGAGAAACUUCAGAAAUAUGAACAUGGGAUUCCACCUUCUCUACAGCAGGAGGACUGUCUUGAAGAAGAGGGUUCAGUUGGAUCCCAAAAUGAGGUUGGAAUAGAGAAAGACCAAAUUAGGACUCAGGUGAGGGAAGAGAUUGUUGGGGAUGGUAUGGUUUCUGAAGUCAAUCAGAUGGACAAGAAAGACCCCAUUGCCAUGCUGCAGAUGUGUGAGAUGGGACAGGGAGAAAGGUCAAAUUCAUCUGAUGAGCAGGAAGAGAAAGUUGCAACCAAGAGUGCUGGAGACCAGGAGCCAAGGCCUCAGAGUCCAAAGGAAAGUAAAAAAAGGAAAUAUGAGGUAAAAAGACUUGAGUCUAGCCAAGAAGAGGAACAAAGCCAGGGCACCUCUGAUGUAGAGAAGAUUGCCCUUAACCUGGAAGAAUGUGCCCUUAACCAGAGCAGUAUGGGCUCCUCUAGUGGAUCUGAGGAAAUGGGGAGCCUAGACCUGUCAAAGGAAAAGGGGCCAUCUAGUCCUGAGUCCAUGGACACUAAAAUGUCUGAUGAGAUAAAGAGGAGGAAGCUUGAAAAUAAUGCACAAGGAAACAAUAUAGAGACAACAGAGAAUGGGGAACAAACCACAACGUGCCUCCCAAUACCCAAUGGUAUUUCCCACAAAGCGAAGGAAACAGAAGACAAGAGCAGCAUUGGCUGGGAAGCCAAAAGCCUACAAGCACGGAUUGUAAAACAAGAUGAUAUAGCUGUAACUUCAUCUGGAAAUUCCUCGGGCAACCUCUCCAGUGUCAGCAUGUCUCCUGACCAAUCAGACCUGCAAGAAUAUGUGCACAUUGAAAAAGGAAGUGUUGAUAUAAAUCCUGAACUCAAGAGACCUUGUCCUCUAGAGUCAGCGGGUGCUGAAUGUUCAGAUAAAGAAGUCCCACAGAAGGCAGAAGAUGAAACCACAGUGGAAAGACCUCGUUCAGAGUAAAAACAAUAAGCCACCAAACCACAGAUAGGCAAGGAAGGAAUUUAGGUCCCUGACCCUAUAGGACAGGAUUCUGUAAGAUUCUGGGGUUCUCAGCACCUUUUCAUAUAUAUUUGAAACAAAUU